Molecule: messenger RNA, 1548 nt
Organism: Pneumocystis jirovecii RU7
Lineage: Eukaryota; Fungi; Ascomycota; Pneumocystomycetes; Pneumocystales; Pneumocystaceae
Exons: 3
Coding region: 1-1548 (515 amino acids)
Source: RefSeq, a predicted model, not a curated record
AUGAAAGACACACAAAUAAGUGAAAAUGAACACAAAGAAAAAGCUCAAAAAACCGAUAUUUUAAGGAAAAAGAAUACAUUAAACAAAGCAGAAAGACGUGAGAAGAUAUCAGUAGAUGAGACAAUCAAGGACUCCUUACAGACAUCUGACUCGUCUAAGAGUCUUUCAUUGCCUCAGAAAACCGUAUCAUCUAUAAAUACAUUUUUAUCUGAUAAUCCUUCUAAAGAGACAUAUCCAGUACCAAAUCAAAAUGCUUCUUCAACACCAUCUUUGCCCUUUCACCGUCUUAUGAUGUCUAUCCAAUCUAUGGUUGGUCAAGAAUCUGCUUCAUGGAAUAAUAACACAGGAUCAUCAUGUAAAAAUUAUACUGACGACACGGCUAAUACUAAGACUGUUAACCAAAACUCUGUUUCAUCAUUGAUUAACCGACAGACAAAUGAUAUGUUUCGUCCAAAUAUUGAGAUGAACUUUCCAAGACCUAUGAAUCAGCCUCCUUUAUUUAAUAAUAUCUUGGUUCAUGAUAACGACACUGAUCAAGAUAAACAAAAUUAUAAUAGAUACCAACACGUUCAUUUGUUUGAUCAAGUUUCACAACUUCCACCGCCUUUAUUUCCAAAUAAUAUGAUGAUGUUAUCAACAUUACCCUCUUUAUCACAAGGACAUCAAUCAUUAAAUCAAAACAUGGACCAGGGAAAACAAUAUUCAGUAAAUCACGUGGAAGAAAGCUAUAACUCUUCAUCAAAAGGUAUGCUUCCUAAUAAGUUUAAUGCACCCUCUCCAAAAGUUCAAAAAAAUUUUCAUUAUUGUACAGGUUCUAGUGGAAAAUCCACAGGUUUUUAUUUAAAUGAUCGACCAAAUACAGAGUUUCAUGAAAAUCCACUCAAACAGCCACUAACUCCUAAAUCAAUGUCUCAAGAGACUAUUCGUAGUUCAAAUAAAGUGAGCAUAACAGAUGAUCCUCCUAAGACAUCACAGGAAAUCUUGCCUCAGAAAAAAAAUCAAAAGGAAGGGAAAAAACAGUUUUUUCGUCCAACAGUUCCAUUGCCCAGGCCAAAAUUGAUAGUUAAAAAUGAUGCUGUUAUGAGUUUUAUAGAAGGAAUCGAAGAAAAGGAUCUGGGUGAACAUAUAUAUACACCUUUUAAACCCGUCCCAUGCCUUGACGGAAAACUUAAUGGUAUAUUGACUGUUCGAAUAGCUAAACAGUACUUUUAUAAAUCAGAAAAUGACGGUAUUAAAAAACGGGCAUUAUGGGGUACAGAUAUAUAUACAGAUGAUUCUGAUAUUGUUGCAAUCCUGCUACAUACAGGUCGUCUUAAAAAGAAAAGACCCUCAUGCGAUGCAAUCGUCAAGGUUCGUGUUCUUCCUCGCUUGAUUAAGUACAGCGGAAGUUUAAGACAUAAUAUUAUGUCCCGCGGUUGGAAAACAAAGCAUGACGGAGAAAGCAUUAUGAUUGAGGAUUUUAAAUGGGUUGAAGACAAAACAAGAAAGGGUCGAGGUGAUAUGAAAGAAAGAAUUGCUGCUAGAUAUAGACUACAGCUUUCUUUAUAA